Messenger RNA from Clupea harengus (Atlantic herring), 11014 nucleotides. RefSeq names its product calcium channel, voltage-dependent, L type, alpha 1D subunit, a (gene cacna1da). The transcript has 49 exons. Bases 769 to 7380 code for a protein of 2203 amino acids. Gene Ontology annotation, biological process: calcium ion import across plasma membrane. Gene Ontology annotation, cellular component: membrane; voltage-gated calcium channel complex. The record is from RefSeq and is a predicted model, not a curated record. NCBI's taxonomy places the organism in Eukaryota, Metazoa, Chordata, Actinopteri, Clupeiformes, Clupeidae. Gene Ontology annotation, molecular function: high voltage-gated calcium channel activity.
GUUUAUACAUGCCUUUUCGUGAAAUGCACAUCGAGAAAAUUCAUGUUAACCCGAAUGACACAAGAAUCCGGUCCGGCUGCUUGUUCAGUGUGAUGUAGACCCAAAUGCCGAAGGACGCUUUGACGCAUUAUUAGGGAUGUAUUAAGAGGUUCGCAUACACCAAUAUUACACGAAACCAUAAUUUAAAUUAGGAAAAUAGAUGGGUUUGUGAGAGAAAAGCUCUUUUCCCCUCGACUUCUUUUUGUCAUGUCAUGUAAAUGAGGGGAGCCUGUGCAUGCAGGAAGAGCCAAAAGGGGGAUAGCUGAGCUGUGAUGUGCUCAUUUCACCGUUCACUGACGCCGUGACGAGAAACGGCCAGCGCAGCGGACACACGAGGAUGCUCUCGUGCGCACUCGCGCUCUCCCGGUUGUUCAUAGCGAUCAACAUGGAAGUGCUUUAUUAACGCAUAUGCGUCCCUGCUGCCUGUGAGCUCAUGUAUUUUAAUUCGACAAUUGAGACCGGACCUAGACAUUUUUGGUCGCCGAAUCUGUGGACUUUCAUCAUCGCGGUCGAGUGGAUAGAACCGAGACGUCCGCAGGCAAAUAAGUCUUCAGAAAAGAGGCAAAUUAUGCCAGCAGCACCAGAGUUCCUGUCUUUGGUGACGUGCCGGCUGCUCGGUGGUAAGGCCUCUCCGUGCUCCCGUCCCUGCGCCUGCGCUCAGCCACCUUUCCCUGGCACACCCACCUCCAUGCCGCUGGGCACCGCCCACAGGCCUACGCCCGCCCAGCCAUGAGCGACUCUGCUCCUGCCCCAGCCGGUGCGCCAGCCUCAGCCACCGCGGCCGAUACUGCCCCUCCCGCCACACCUGCCCCGCCUGCUGCCGCGCCCCUGGUGCCCGCCGCACCCUCUGCUCCGCCGGCGGCAGCGGUGGGCUCUCUGGCCCAGCGCAAGCGGGCGCAGUAUGCCAAAAGCAAGAAGCAGGGCAGUACGGCCAACACGCGGGCCGCCCGAGCCCUCUUCUGCCUCAAACUCAACAACCCCAUCCGCCGAGCCUGCAUCAGCUUGGUGGAGUGGAAGCCAUUUGAUAUCUUUAUAUUGAUUGCUAUUUUUGCCAACUGUAUGGCCUUAGCUGUGUACAUCCCCUUCCCUGAAGAUGACUCCAACUCAACAAACCAUGACCUGGAAACAGUGGAAUAUGCCUUUCUCAUCGUUUUCACGAUCGAGACCUUCCUCAAGAUCAUAGCGUAUGGCUUAGUGAUGCACCAGAAUGCCUACGUGAGGAACGGCUGGAACAUGUUGGACUUUGUCAUCGUUGUGAUCGGGUUGUUCAGUGUGGUCCUGGAGCUGUUGACCAAAGAAGCUGAGGUGGAGGAGAUCGAAGAGGCCGCUGCGCACGCCCAUGCAGGGAAGUCAGGGGGCUUCGACGUGAAAGCUCUGAGGGCCUUCAGAGUGCUGCGGCCGCUUCGUCUGGUCUCGGGAGUGCCCAGUUUACAGGUCGUGUUGAACUCCAUCAUCAAAGCCAUGGUCCCCCUGCUGCACAUCGCCCUGCUGGUCCUGUUUGUCAUCAUCAUUUACGCCAUCAUCGGCCUGGAGCUAUUCAUCGGAAAAAUGCACGCUACCUGCUUCAUGCCCGGCUCAGAAAUGUUAGCGGAGGAUGAGCCUGCUCCAUGUGCGGUCUCUGGGCAUGGGCGCCAGUGCCCCAUAAAUGGCACCGAGUGCAGGGAGGGCUGGCACGGGCCCAAUGGGGGCAUCACCAACUUUGACAACUUCAUGUUUGCCAUGCUCACCGUCUUUCAGUGCAUCACCAUGGAGGGCUGGACGGAUGUGCUGUACUGGAUGAAUGAUGCUAUGGGCUUUGAACUGCCGUGGGUUUACUUUGUAAGCCUGGUCAUCUUCGGCUCCUUUUUCGUGCUGAACCUGGUUCUGGGUGUGUUGAGCGGAGAGUUCUCUAAGGAGCGAGAGAAGGCCAAGGCGCGCGGAGACUUCCAGAAGCUGCGGGAGAAGCAGCAGCUGGAGGAGGACCUGAAGGGCUACCUGGACUGGAUCACCCAGGCCGAGGACAUCGACCCCGACAACGAGGACGAGGAGGACGGCAAGCGCAACCGGGUCACACUGGCUGACCUGACGGAGAAGAGGAAGGGAAGGUUUGGGUGGUUCAGCCAGUCCUCUGACACUCAUGCGAGUAUACCGGCCAGCGAGACGGAGUCCGUGAACACAGAGACCGAGAAGGAAGAGGAAGUCAAGACGCCAUGCUGCGGGCCAUUUUGUCAAAAAAUUUCAAAGUCAAAGUGCAGUCGGCGCUGGCGUCGCUGGAACCGGUGCUGCCGUAGGAAUUGCCGCCUGGCGGUGAAAUCGGUGCCUUUCUAUUGGCUGGUGAUCAUCCUGGUGUUUCUGAACACUCUCACCAUCUCUUCCGAACAUUACAACCAGCCAUUCUGGCUCACGCAAGUGCAGGAUACGGCCAAUAAGGUGCUCCUGGCCUGUUUCACGUGUGAGAUGCUGACGAAGAUGUACAGCCUGGGCCUGCAGGCCUACUUCGUGUCGCUCUUCAACCGCUUCGACUGCUUCGUGGUGUGCGGCGGCAUCACCGAGACCAUCCUGGUGGAGCUGGAGAUCAUGUCCCCCCUCGGCAUCUCCGUCUUCCGCUGUGUGCGUCUGCUCAGGAUCUUCAAAGUCACCCGGCACUGGCAGUCCCUCAGUAACCUGGUGGCGUCUCUGCUGAACUCCAUGAAGUCCAUCGCCUCGCUGCUGCUGCUGCUCUUCCUCUUCAUCAUCAUCUUCUCCCUGCUAGGCAUGCAGGUGUUCGGAGGCAAGUUCAACUUCGACGAGACGCAGACCAAGAGGAGCACCUUCGACAACUUCCCUCAGGCACUGCUCACUGUGUUUCAGAUCCUGACGGGCGAGGACUGGAACGCAGUGAUGUAUGAUGGGAUCAUGGCCUACGGCGGGCCUUCCUCCUCCGGCAUGAUCGUCUGCAUCUACUUCAUCAUUCUCUUCAUCUGCGGAAACUACAUCCUCCUGAAUGUCUUCUUGGCUAUCGCUGUGGAUAACCUGGCUGAUGUUGACUCCCUCACCACCGACAAGAACACUGCUAUCAUCAAGCACCCUGUGCGAUCUCCAGUAGUUCUCCCUCCAGUAGAUCUCCAGGUGUCAGAACUAAGUCUCAUUUCUCACUUUCUACUCCAACAAAGGGAGGACGACAAGGAUGAUGACAAAGAAGAAAUAAAGGUCCCAGUGGAAGAUGAAGAGAAAGAUGGUUGCGGAGAGGAGGAGGAGGAUGAACCUGAAGUUCCAUCAGGUCCACGCCCCGCCAUCUCAGAACUCGUUAAAAAGGAGAAGAUUACUCCUAUCCCAGAAGGCAGUGCAUUCUUCAUCUUCAGCACUACCAACCCAAUUCGUGUGGCCUGCCACAAGCUGAUUAACCACCACAUCUUCACCAACCUCAUCCUCGUCUUCAUCAUGCUUAGUUCUGCCUCGUUGGCCGCCGAGGACCCUAUCAGAAACUUCUCUGCGCGGAACAUCAUACUUGGUUACUUUGACUAUGCGUUCACGGCUAUCUUUACAGUUGAGAUCGUGCUGAAGGUAAAUAGCAUGUUCCGUGUCUGUGUGUCUUGUGCCAUGACAGUCAGUAACACUGUACACCAUGUGGUUGCUUUCCAGGUCCUAGGCUAUGCUGAUUAUGUCUUCACUAGUAUGUUUACAUUUGAGAUCGUGUUGAAGAUGACCACAUACGGAGCAUUCCUCCACAAGGGGGCUUUUUGCCGCAACUACUUCAACCUGCUGGACCUGCUGGUAGUGGGGGUCUCCUUGGUGUCCUUUGGCAUCCAGUCAUCAGCCAUCUCCGUGGUGAAGAUCCUGCGUGUGCUGCGAGUGCUGCGUCCCCUCAGGGCCAUCAACAGAGCCAAGGGUCUGAAGCACGUGGUGCAGUGUGUGUUUGUGGCCAUCAGGACCAUCGGCAACAUCAUGAUUGUCACCACGCUGCUGCAGUUCAUGUUCGCCUGCAUAGGGGUGCAGCUCUUCAAGGGGAAGUUUUAUCGAUGCACAGAUGAGGCCAAGUCCAGCCCUGAGGAGUGCAAGGGAACCUAUAUAUUGUACAAGGAUGGGAACGUCAACCUGCCCAGCAUUGAGAGGAGACAUUGGCACAACAGUGACUUCAACUUCGACAAUGUGCUCAUGGCCAUGAUGGCUCUGUUCACGGUCUCCACCUUCGAGGGCUGGCCAUCGCUGCUGUAUAAAGCCAUUGACUCUAACAGGGAGAACCUUGGACCCAUCUACAACUACCGUGUGGAAAUCUCCAUCUUCUUCAUCAUCUACAUCAUCAUCAUCGCCUUCUUCAUGAUGAACAUCUUUGUGGGUUUCGUCAUCGUCACCUUUCAGGAGCAGGGAGAAAAGGAGUAUAAGAACUGUGAACUGGACAAGAACCAGCGUCAGUGUGUGGAGUACGCCCUGAAGGCGAGGCCUCUCCGGAGGUACAUCCCCAAGAACCCGUACCAGUAUAAGUUCUGGUACGUGGUGAACUCCACCGGCUUUGAGUACAUCAUGUUUGUGCUCAUCAUGCUCAACACGCUGUGUCUGGCAGUGCAGCACUACGGCCAGUCUCCGCUCUUCAACUAUGUGAUGGACAUCCUCAACAUGGUCUUCACGGCUGUGUUCACGGUGGAGAUGGUUCUCAAACUGAUUGCCUUCAAACCCAGGCACUAUUUCACUGAUGCGUGGAACACGUUUGAUGCCUUAAUUGUAGUGGGUAGCGUCGUUGAUAUUGCUAUCACUGAAGUCAAUCCCACGGAGGCACCCGUGGUGGAUGAGUCUGGGAACACGGAGGACAGCGCGCGCAUCUCCAUCACCUUCUUCCGCCUGUUCCGUGUGAUGCGGCUGGUCAAGCUGCUGGCCAGAGGAGAGGGCAUCCGCACCUUGCUCUGGACCUUCAUCAAGUCCUUCCAGGCUCUCCCAUGGGUUGCGAUGCUGAUUGCCAUGCUCUUCUUCAUCUAUGCUGUCAUCGGGAUGCAGGUGUUUGGAAAGGUAGCCAUGCAGGAUGGAACGCACAUCAACAGGAACAACAACUUUCAAACUUUUUUUCAGGCAGUACUCCUGCUCUUCAGAUGUGCCACUGGUGAGUCCUGGCAGGAGAUCAUGUUGGCGUGUAACUCAGGGAAGCUGUGUGACCCCGAGUCCGAUUACAACCCCGGAGAGGAGUUCACCUGUGGAAGCGGCUUCGCCAUCAUAUACUUCAUCAGCUUCUACAUGCUCUGCGCCUUCCUGAUCAUUAACCUGUUUGUGGCUGUCAUCAUGGACAACUUUGACUACCUUACCCGUGAUUGGUCUAUACUUGGUCCACAUCAUCUGGAUGAGUUUAAGAGGAUUUGGUCAGAAUAUGAUCCAGCGGCUAAGGGCAGAAUUAAGCAUCUGGAUGUUGUGACUCUGCUGCGACGCAUCCAGCCUCCUCUGGGCUUUGGCAAGCUGUGUCCUCACAGAGUGGCAUGCAAGAGACUGGUAGCCAUGAAUAUGCCACUGAACAGCGACGGAACUGUCAUGUUUAAUGCCACUCUCUUUGCUCUGGUGAGGACCGCUCUGAAAAUUAAGACAGAUGGCAAUCUGGAGCAGGCCAAUGAGGAGCUGCGUGCUGUCAUAAAGAAGAUCUGGAAGAGGACGAGCAUGAAGCUGCUGGACCAAGUGGUGCCCCCUGCUGGCGAUGAUGAGGUAACCGUGGGGAAGUUCUAUGCCACCUUCCUGAUACAGGACUACUUUAGGAAAUUCAAGAAACGCAAAGAGGAAGGCCUGGUGGGGGUCCACCCUUCACAGAACAACAACACGGCAAUGGCCCUGCAGGCCGGCCUCCGUACGCUACAUGAUAUUGGGCCAGAAAUCCGCCGAGCGAUAUCAUGUGACCUGCAGGACGAGGAGCUAGUAGACUUUAUUCCUGACGAGGACGAGGAGAUUUAUAGGCGCAACGGCGGCCUCUUCGGCAACCAUGUCAACCACGUGGGCCACCACGGUGGCCGAUCUUCGGGCCACCAGACCAAUGCCACCCAGCGGCCCCUGCAGGUGCAGCCGCCGCCCCACUACGCCCACAUGGAUCAGCCGGUGGGCCGCCUGGGCCGCGCCAGUGCCAUGGCCCAGCACCACAACAGCCACGGGCCGCCCCACCCACACCACCACCACCACCACCACCACCAUCACCACCACAGCAGCAACCACCACCACCACAGCAACUCCUACGGGAAGUCGCCCAAGUCCACCAACAUCAACCUCAACAACGCCAACGUGUCCAGCCUGCCCAACGGCGGCCACCACCGCUACUACGAGCACCUGCCACCCAACGGCUACGUGGGCGGCUCCUAUUACGACUAUGACAAGCCCAGGACGCCCCGUGGACAAAGAAGGCGCUACUAUGAGACCUAUAUUAGGUCACAAACGGGCGACAGGCGCCGUCCAACCAUCCGCAGGGAGGAAGAGUUCGAUGAGGAUGGCUUCUCCGCCGAGUACUUCAGUGGGGAAGAGUUCUACGAGGAGGACAGCAUGCUCUCCGGAGACAGGUAUCCAAACAGCGACCAGGAGUAUGAGACACCCCGAGGUUACCAUCAUCCCGACAGUAACUAUGACGAUGAUGAGCAGCCCCUGUACCACGACUCCCGGAGAUCUCCGAAGAGACGGCUGCUUCCUCCCACGCCUCAAGCUCACAGGAGGCCGUCCUUCAACUUUGAGUGUCUGCGCAGACAGGGUAGCCAGGACGACCUGCCUCACCAGCGCACUGCUCUACCUCUGCACCUUAUGCAGCAUCAGGUGAUGGCCGUCGCAGGGCUGGACUCCAGCCGCGCGCACCGCCUCUCCCCCACCCACUCCACCCGCUCAUGGGCCACACCGCCCGCCACGCCGGCCAGCAAGGACCGCUCGCCGUACUACACCCCCCUCAUCCGGGUGGACCGGCCCCUGCGGGACAGCGCCUGCAGCAGCCGCGCCUCGGUGCGCAAGAGCUCCUGGUACACGGACGAGCACGAGUUCCAGCAGCGCACCUACUCCCCCGCCCACCUGCAGGUGCCGCCCGAGUUCCGAAACCAGUACCACCAGAAGAGGGGCAGCGCCACCAGCCUGGUGGAGGCGGUGUUGAUAUCAGAGGGUCUGGGGAGGUACGCCAAGGACCCCAAGUUUGUGGCGGCGACCAAGCACGAGAUCGCGGACGCCUGCGAGAUGACCAUCGACGAGAUGGAGAGCGCCGCCAGCCACCUGCUGAACGGGGGCAUCCCCCCCCCAGUGGUCAACGGGGUCAACAUGUUCCCCAUCCUCAGCCCGCAGGACUAUGACCUCCAGGACGUGUCGGCCAGCUACAGCGACGAGGAGCUGGAACCGCGGCCGCUCUACGAGGAGGACCUGGCCGACGAGAUGAUCUGCAUCACCACGUUAUAGCGGCACGCCGGGACCACAGACACUGGGGUCACAGUGAGCAGUCUUCCCUGGGGGGCGCCCAUCCCGAAAAACAUGAAGUCUAAGCAACUAUAAUGAAACAGACUGCAACGCAUCUACUUGCUCACGACCAAAAGAAGUGCCUUUUUAGAUUUAAAUGGAAAGGCACCCAGAUGACAGACUGUAUGGUCCCCCCCACCCCACCCCACCCCAGCCCCACUAUGCCUGCCUGGCACCGCCCGGACCCCCUCCAGUUCCUCCAGCUCCUCCACCCUGCUUGCCAAGGGGAUGCCACACCCAAUGUCCUGUUGCCUGGGACCACGGCUUCCUCCCUUCUGGACUAAUGAUGAUGAUGCUAAUCCUUUUUGGGAGGGAGCGGGCCUGGCGAUGAGCAGUCUGAGGAUGAAGCACUGUUGGCCAGCUUGUGCUGUCACCUUGAGAAUAAGGGGGAAUGGACCAAUAGCUGGGAUGCAAGAUACAAGGGGGUUGGGCUUUCUAUAUAUACAGUAUAUAUUAUUAUUAUUAUUACUAUUAUUAUUAUUAUUAUUAUUACUUUUGGGUGAUGACAAUCAGAUUUAAGAUGUCAUUACCUCAGUCACUUUAUUAAGAGUUUGCAUAUCAAGCACGUUUUCAAUGCAAGCAAAGACAGGCAUAUCUCCCCCAUGCCCACCCACUCCCCUGAGUAUGUUUUCUAAAGCUUCACUUGACCCCUUCAAAUAUUUUUUAAAAUGUUAAUUACAGAAAUUAUAAAAUAGCGAAGAACAAUAAGAGUUUAAAAACUGUUACCCGUUUACAGUAAAAAAAAAAAAGAUAUAUCAUACCUACCUAUUGAGUUAUCAAACUGGAUAUACUUUUGAAGAGAUUUCAGCAUUUGUGUUGAAUGCACUAGCCUACAGGUUAUUUUUCAAUUUUACAAUAGUCUGUUUAAUAUUUCAUAAUAAAGUUACUGUACAUUACUUGUAAUGUAUAUAAAAUUGAAAGAACAAUUUGUAUAGAGACAUUAUAUAUUUUGAAAUUAUGUACGGUAUGGAAAAAAACAGCAAUAUUGACUCUUGUUCGUGUUCUCAUCCUCUGACAGAGAGAGACUGCUUUUCUUUUACAAGGUACUGUACUCCACGAUUGAUUUGCCUUUCUGUCUCCUCACAUAUGCAUUCUCACUUUUAGACGAUGGCCGUUUGGAAAGUUUCAUUUAAAACACCUGCGUGGGAUUAUGAAGAUAGUAUUCUUUUCCAUAUGUUCCCACUUGCAAAAAAAAAAAAGAAAGAACAACAGCGCAGAGUAUCACUCCCCUGAAACAGCCAGCGUGUAUUUUCUAAACCGAGAGCUCUUCCGUAGCCAGGCGUCUGUGGGGCUUAGAUUCCAAUCUCCUAACUGGGUCUUUGCUCUAGAACCGGAGCGUGGCAAACAGUCUGUUUCUGCAGGGGGCGGUUCAGAUUGGUUUUGUCUCUGUCCUUUUGGCUUGCAUCUUUUGUUUGCAGGGAAAUUAGCAGAAGGGGUUCCAUGUCCAAAUGCAUUUGUGCAUUGCCAAUGCUGCUCAAUUAGUCUCUGAUUUAUCCAUAUACAGAUACAGAUUAUAUGAACCUUCACCACGUUUCAGCUGUCAGUCUGAGAUGCCUUCUCCAUUGACUUCUCCUCAGGAUGCACAAAGUGGGAGAGACAGUCCUAAACCAUGGGAACAAGGAGCACACAUUUUUACCUGCAUUCCGUCCCCUGAUUGGUUAGGCUUUACCACUUCCCCCAGCAUCCUUUGGAAGUGACAGAGAGGAUUGGGCCCUCUUUGUGCUCUUUAAAGCUGGAUUGUGGGUAUAUGGACGGGUGGCAUGCUGGACGUAGUCAGAUGGAGAUGAAGAAUGCUAAGCAAUAUUAAAACCCCUCUCUGUUUCAUUAUCUCUCUCUCUUUCUCUCUCUCUCUCUCUCUCUCUUUCUCUCACUCUCUCUCUCUUUCUCUCACUCUCUCUUUCUCUCUUUCUCUCUCUCUCUCUCUCUCUCUCUCGGUGUGUGUCAGGCUUCUGCAAAUACCUCCUUAAGUGCAGGGGAAACAUAUCAGUGUUUGAUCCUUGUCCUGCUGUACCUUCACAGGUAUCCGAAAUGCUAAGGCUUUCACCACAUAGAGAGACACCUUAAAGCUGCUGUAAGCGAUGUUAGCUAACAUCUGCCAGACUUAGCCGUCUACUGCCUCGCAUCAAUGUGCUGUGCACAUGGAAAAUAUUAGGUAGGCAGGGUGCUCAUCUCUUGCCAGGUUCCCUGAUUGAUUAAUGCAAUCACACUGAGCUUAAGUUGCUGAGCUGCUGAAGUUCCUUAGUUGCUGAUUACAGGCGAGCCCCAAAUACACAAAAGCUUCUCAUCCCCUAGAGCAUCUAUUUCAUCAGGGUGUAGAGCAGUUUUGCUUCAGAAUUCCCCCCAAAUACGCUUACAGCAGCUUUAAAACCUAUUCUGCCACACAUAGCUGUCAGAGAGGGAGCCACGACUUCGGGAAAACAAAUUUAGUGUGACAUUAAGGCGCUGCUUUGAAAAGUAUAAUUUUAUUUCAGCACAGGUUGCUGUAUGUAUGUAUGGCAACAGGAGCCUAUGGGAUUUGUAGUUCAUGAUGAGUGUGAUUGAUUUGUCCUUUGAGGGUGAGUACUGUGCUUGUCAGUCAGCCGAAUACUGUCAUGAACCUGUGGGGUCUCCACUGUGUGUGCACACUGAAAGGGCUCUUUGAAUUGUUUGUGAGAAAAAUCAAAUAUUUGUGGUCUUUAUGUCGACGUUGUUAAAGGACCAAUGCGCAUUCCAGGCACAUUGUACUAUUCGUAGCAAAUACUGGUUAAAAAAAAAAUGAAAAUAUGCAUUAUUUUUAAACACUUUUCAAGAAAAAUGUGUUAUACUAAAGAUUAGAAGAUCUCACUUUUACCUCAUGUCAGGGACUCCUGAGAAAAAAAAGAAAAAAGAUUUGGUUCAUUCUAUACCAAUGGGAUUUAAAUAUUAGCACAUUGCUGUUCGUCUUUGCACAAAUAACUGUAUAGUGCUUUUUGUUUUUCUUUUUUUUCUAUUGAAAUCUUUUGUGUAUUAAGGUGAGAGAAUUUUGUACUUUUUCCUGUGACUGUACGGUUUAGUGGAAUCUGUCUUUGUCAUUUGCCCACCCUACAAUGCUGGGACAGUGAGAAAAGGAGAAAUUAUAAAAAAAAUAAAGGUGCAUUCAUCCUCAAUAACACAAACAGGUUUGCAGGUUAAUGAAAAAAAAUGACUGGCAACACUCACGUUUACAGAUAAACACCUGCUAAUUUCAACAUUUUAAUGUUUUCAUUGCAUAAUUACUCUACUCCUACUAUUACUAUUGUUAGUAUGAUUAUUAUAAUGAAUAUUAUUAUUAUUAUUAUUAUUAAAGCUGUAAUGAAAAAAGAAUCUGUAUCAUAUGUACAAUAAUGACGGACAGAUCAGUGGUAAUGUUCUCUACUUGAAGGUCAUGAUAUUUGCUCUGUAAUGUUUUUAUUCAGUAAAAAUAAUUUCCCCUAGUAGCAGAUCAUUUAUGAAUUUCCCUCUAGGUUUUGUAUCAAUACAUUUUUUGUAUUUUUCCAAUUUAUUUUGGCCUGGAAUUGAUCUGAAUCAAUGCUGAAAUUUUAUUUUCUAAUGAUUAUUACUGAAUAAACUUGCACUCGAA